Messenger RNA from Eimeria mitis, 1170 nucleotides. RefSeq lists its product as uncharacterized. The record is from RefSeq and is a predicted model, not a curated record. The transcript has a single exon. The coding region runs from base 1 to 1170 and encodes 389 amino acids. NCBI's taxonomy places the organism in Eukaryota, Apicomplexa, Conoidasida, Eucoccidiorida, Eimeriidae.
AUGAAAUUUAAUUCUGGGGGGCUGUACAGCGGAGACUGUUUGCUACUGCUGCCUCACCAACCAGACCGUACCCCUUGCAGCAGCAGCAGCAGCAGCAGCAGCAGCAAGAGGAGCAGCAGCAAGAGCAGCAGCGACAGCAGCGGCCCCUGUGAUUCUGCUGCUGUUGCUGGAUUGCCGCGUUGGCAGUCAGAGGAAGUGCUGCAGCUUGCUGCAGCACCUGCAGUAGCAGCAGCAGCUCCUGUUGCAGUUGCUGCUGCUGCUGCCCUGGCUGCUGCUGGGCGUGAUGCGCCGCUGCUGGACUCAGAAGAGCAGCAGCAGCAGCAGCAGCAGCAGCCAAUGCAGCAGCUGCAGCAGCUGAAGAAGCAAGGCCUCCUCCUUAGAGACGGUAGCGGGUUCUACUGCUCGCGGCGGUGCGCCCGCAGCAGCAGCAGCAGCAGCAGCAGCAGCAGCAGCAGCAACAGCAGCAGCACAGAUAUAACCUGUAGCGAUAGUACAGAUGUCACUAUUAGCGAUAGCGACAGCAGCAGUAUUAGUUCAAGCAGCAUCAGCAGCAGCAGCAGCAGCAGCUGCAGCUACGAUGGAGAUGCCGACGAUAGAGUCAGCAGCAGCUGCAGCAGCUGCAGCAGCAGCUGCUGCGGUAACUGCGUGGCAGCAGGUCUUGCUGCGGUGACCCGGGCAGCAGCAGCAGCAGCUGCUGCUGCUGCUGCUUCUGGCGAAAUUGGAGGCCGUAUGAACUCAACCAGCAGCAGCAGCAACACCGAACCGCAACAGGUGCAGCAGCAGCAGCAACAGCAGCAGCUGCAGCAGCUGCAGCAGCAGCAGAAGGUGCUUCUGCAUGCAUUUGGUGGCCAAUGGGCUGCAGGGCUGCGCUGCGGGUUGGGUAUGGACGUGCAGCUGCUGCUGCAGCAGCAACUGCAGCAGCAGCAACUGCAGCAACUGCAGCAGCAGGAUGCAGGCGCGUUGCUGCUGCUUCGUUAUGGCCUCUGGAGUGAGGACCGCCUGAAGGGCUGGGGCAUGCAGCUGAGGCUGCAGCAGCAAACUGGCAGCAGCAGCAGCAGCUGCAGCAACAGCAACAGCAGCAACUGCAGCAACGUGAAUGGCUCUCCUUGCUGCUGCUGCAACUCUGCUGCGUCUGUAGUGUUGGGGGAUAUCUCAGAGGGACAGAUGUAA